Molecule: messenger RNA, 1659 nt
Organism: Diceros bicornis minor
Lineage: Eukaryota; Metazoa; Chordata; Mammalia; Perissodactyla; Rhinocerotidae
Product: steroid transmembrane transporter SLC22A24-like
Exons: 10
Coding region: 1-1659 (552 amino acids)
Biological process (GO): transmembrane transport
Molecular function (GO): transmembrane transporter activity
Source: RefSeq, a predicted model, not a curated record
AUGGCCUUUCAGGACCUCCUGGAUCAAGUUGGAAGCCUGGGGAGAUUCCAAGUCCUUCAGACUGCUUUCUUUUGUGUCUGCAUCCUUAUAGUAUACCCUCAUAUGCUAUUGGAGAACUUCACUGCAGCCAUCCCUGGUCACCGCUGCUGGGUCCACAUCCUUGACAAUGACACUGUCUCAGCUAAUGGCACUGAAAUCCUCAGCCAAGAUGCCCUCCUGAGGAUCUCCAUCCCACUGGACUCAAACUCAAAGCCAGAGAAAAGUCGUCGCUUCCUCCAUCCCCAGUGGCAGUUCCUUCACAUGAAUGGGACCUUCCCUAACAUGAGUGAGCCAGACACGGAGCCCUGUGUGGAUGGCUGGGUGUAUGACCAAAGCUCCUUUCCCUCCACCAUUGCGACUGAGUGGGACCUGGUAUGUGAAUCUCAGUCACUAAUAUCAGUGGCUCAAUCCCUGUUUAUGGCUGCCCAGCUGCUGGGAGCUCUGAUAUUUGGCCAUCUUUCAGACAGGUUUGGACGGAAAAUGGUGUUCAGAUGGUGCUUGCUCAAGUUCGCCGUUGUUAACACCUGUGCAACCUUUGCUCCCACCUUCCUCGUUUACUGCUCAUUACACUUCUUGGGAGGGAUGUGUAUCAUCACUAUUGUGGCAAACUGUUUCAUUAUCAUGUCAGAGUGGACAGGGCCCAAAUCAAUAGCUUUGAUGGCAGGGAUAAUAAUAAAUUUCUGCAGUGUUGGACAGACACUCCUGGGAGGACUGGCUUUUGCCAUUCGAGACUGGCGCACACUGCAACUGACAAUGUCUAUACCCUUUUUCGUCAUCUUCUUGCUCACCAGAUAUGUGGUGGAGUCUGCACAGUGGCUGAUUGUUACCCACCAGCUAGAUGAGGGCUUAAAGGAGCUUAGAAGAGUUGCAGAUAUAAAUGGAAAAAAGGAUGCUGGAGAGACCCUGACCAUUGAGUUUGUGAAAUCCACCAUGAGGGAGGAGUUGGAUGCCAGCCAGACCAAAGCAUCACUUAUUCAUUUGUUCCGUACACCCAAACUGCAUUUAAGAGUCUGUUGUUUGUGCUUUGUGAGAAUGGCAACCUCUUUACCAUUUUUUGGCCUGCUGCUCAAUCUGCAGCACUUGGGGAGCAACAUUUUCCUGUUCCAGAUUAUCUUUGGAGCUGUCACCUUCGCAAUCAGAUGUGCUGUUCUUUUAACAAUGAAUCAUAUGGGUCGUCGAAUGAGCCAGAUGUUGUCCUCGUUCCUGGUAGGAAUUUCCAUUCUGGUCAACACCUUUUUGUCCCAAGAAAUGCAGACACUGCGUGUGGCUCUAGCAGCAUUGGGAAUUGGCGCUGCUACUGUCGCUUUAACUUUUUCUUCCAUCCACCACAUCGAACUUUCUCCCACAGUGAUCAGGUCAAUAGCUGGAGGGGUUAAUGCAAUGUUCAGCAGGAUUGGGGGAGCCCUGGCUCCCCUCUUGGUGAUCCUAAGGGUGUAUUCCCCCCACCUGCCCUGGAUACUCUAUGGAGCCUUCCCCAUCCUUGCUGGUCUUGUUGUCCUCUUCCUUCCUGAAACCAGGAAUCAGCCUAUUCCUAACACCAUCCAGGAUGUGGAAAACAACAGAAGAGUUUCAAGAGAAACAAAGCAAAAAGAUAUUUCCAUGAAAGUAACCCAAUUUUAA